CUGCUCUUGGAACCGGAUCCACAUGGGCAAGUCCCUGUGUCCAUGCAAGGCGCGGCUGAGCUUUUGGCAAACGCUUGUUCCCAUGCAUGAAGAUGUCCUUAGUGGACCUAGGGAAGAGGCUGCUCGAAGCAGCGCGCAAAGGCGAAGAUGACGAAGUGCGAAAGCUGAUGGCCAGCGGUGCUCCCUUCACCACUGACUGGCUUGGGACGUCGCCGCUUCACCUCGCUGCCCAGUACGGCCACUAUUCGACAGCGGAAGUGCUGCUUCGCGCUGGCGUCAGCAGAGAUGCCCGGACAAAAGUGGACCGGACGCCACUGCACAUGGCCGCGGCUGAUGGACACACGCACAUCGUAGAACUGCUAAUUAGGAACGGGGCUGAUGUGAAUGCCAAGGACAUGCUGAAAAUGACCGCUUUGCACUGGGCGACAGAGCACAACCACCGAGACGUCGUCGAGCUGCUCAUCAAAUGCGGAGCUGAUGUCCACGCUUUCAGCAAGUUCGAUAAAUCGGCUUUUGAUAUUGCUUUGGACAAGAACAACCCAGAGACUCUGGUAAUGCUGCAGGAAGCAAUGCAGAACCAGGUCGACACUCAUCUGGAGAGAACGGAUCCCGUCACCAACACCGUGACGCUCACCUCGCCGUUUAUUCUCACGCCGGGGGAAGUUCUCAAUCUCACUAGUCUCGUCUCUUCGGCCAACGCCAAAACAACCUCAGGUGACUCGCAUGUCUCUGCGGUGCAGUUCUCCAAUUCGACGACCUCGGUGCUUGCCACCCUCGCGGCCCUCGCUGAAGUGUCGGCACCGCUUUCCAGCUCCAGUGGAGACACAGGUAAGACGGAGGAAAUAGUGGAAGCGAACUGUGUCGAUUCUGCCAUACAACAAGCGGCUGGCGGCGGAGGGCAGCGCGUCAUCGCCAUUGUAACAGGCGGAGUUCCCCUGGGCGGCCUCGCCGCCCCCGCCAGCGGCCUCAGCCAGCGCUUCAUCCUAACCAUGCAGGAUGGGCAGCAAGUUUUAACUGUACCUGCUGGUCAGGUUGCAGAAGAGACUGUGAUUGAGGACGGAGAUGACGCAGAAGAGGAAGAAAAGCCACUGGCCAAGAAGCAAAAAGUGGAACAAGACGUAGAUGCCUCGAAGGAAGACAAGGACAGCGUUGAAAGGGAGGUGCUGCAGCAGCAGUUGCAAGAGGCGAACCAGAAGGCUCAGGAGUAUCGCAGCCAGCUCUUGAAGAAAGAGCAGGAGGCAGAGGAGUACCGGCUGAAGCUGGCGGCCAUGGCGAGGCAGCAGCCCAACGGGGCGGAGGUGACGGUGCUCGAAGAGGUCGCCGAGGUGGACUCGCUUGUGAUAACCUCAGAAGACAUCAAGGAAUCCGUGCUGGCCAUGCUGGAAACGGAUCAGCCGACUGAUAUCGCUGUGGAAACUGUAACCUCCUGA
Molecule: messenger RNA, 1430 nt
Organism: Opisthocomus hoazin
Lineage: Eukaryota; Metazoa; Chordata; Aves; Opisthocomiformes; Opisthocomidae
Source: RefSeq, a predicted model, not a curated record